AUGAAGAACGCCGUUGUCCUCAGCUUCCUCAGCGCCACUGUGGCCGUUGUCAGUGCCCAAGAUAACGCGACACAGCCCUGUCUCAGGCCCAACGCCGCCUUCUGCGCGGGAGACUCCCUCAAGACCGAUAUCAUCAUCCGAUGCGACUCCGAGGGCAGGGGCCAGGCCGGCCGAUGCAGUGAUAAUCUCGCCGGCGAGCCUCCUGUUGGCGACACGCCAGCUCUAUGCUGGCAGACAGACAGCGAGAGGGGCGAUGCUGCGUGUGAGAAGAACUGUGUGGUCUUCGGCAGCUCUGACAAUGCCAAUGGCACUUUCACCCUGCCGCCCGCAAUCUGUACCCCGUCACGGACUGCGAACUUCACCGCUCUUCCAACCAAGGUCAUUGGUGGCGGUGGGACCGGUGUUACCGGUCUCCCGACCCCAUCGCCAAAUAGGACAACCGUUAGCGAGACCUCCAUCGGCCCCGUGACUAAAAUCGGCGGCGCGACAGGCCAGCCGAUCCCCCCGACGAGGACCGCCGAGGCCAGCAUACUCCCGACUCGCGGAUCUGGAGCCAGAGCCAAAGCCAACACGGCUGCUGGAGCCCUCGCUCUCGUCGGUCUGGCAGCUGUCUACCUUCUCUGA
This is a messenger RNA of Phialemonium atrogriseum, 624 nucleotides long. RefSeq lists its product as uncharacterized. The transcript is spliced from 2 exons. The record is from RefSeq and is a predicted model, not a curated record. Bases 1 to 624 code for a protein of 207 amino acids. Lineage: Eukaryota; Fungi; Ascomycota; Sordariomycetes; Cephalothecales; Cephalothecaceae.